CCUGGGGGAAGACAAGGAAAGUGAGCAACAAUAAAUCUGUGUCUUGUCAGGGGCCCAAAGGGAGCACAAGGAACGCUGUGCUUUGGAAAUCCCAUCUCAUGGGGUUUCCGGAGCACAGCUCCGGGUAUGUGAUCAAAGUAACAGCGUAAAUGACCAUUGUCAAAUAUGUGUAUUUGAAUUCCACUGAAACUCUUCAUCUCAGGCAUGUUUGUAUGAAAACGCAUCAGCUUUCUCGAGUGAAUAAGAAAAUUAGCAUUAAAUUGCUUUCCAUGGCAGUUGACUGAUCUCUGACUAGUUAAAGCAAUUGGUGGGUAAUACCUUUCACAUAAAAUAUUUUCAAUUAUUCUAAAAACAAUAAAAAUAAGCAGGCUUUCUCCAUAAGGACAGCCAAAGAGAAUAUACAACUAUUACACAGUUAUCUUGUAAUUCGUGCUUUGUUAAAACAGGUUUUUUUUGCAAGAGAUUUCAGAUUCUUGUCUACCUAUCUUAACGUGCAGGCUUUGUAAUGAAUAUGUGCAAAAACAGACUCACUACAAACAUUGUAUUGCUGCCACUUUCUACAAAGGUAGAAGGCCGCAGAACAUGAGUUGUUCCGUUUCUCUGCUCGUCCCAGGCUGGAGCCAUACCAGCAUCCAUCUUUUUUACUGCGCUCACUACAUGGAACUAAAACACUUCCAGAGAUUUUGACGUUACUGGAUUUCAUUGACAAGCAUAACACAGAAAAGCAGCAGUGCUUUCCCAGGAAUUAGGUGUGAGUAAAUAUAUCAGGGAACAACAGGCAGAGAUAGAAGGUGAACUAGAGACCUUGGUACUUACUUUUAAAAUAUUCUUCAAGAUUCAGUGACUGUUUGCUGCUACCCUCAUCUACAGUCAUGCCGAAUAAAGCUAUAACUAACUGGAAAGUUAAAUGUAUUCACAAGUUGUUAAUGUUUACAUCUUAUUUUUUGCAGUCUCUCAGAAAAAGCAAAAGUAACUACAAAUAGCACUGUGCCAGAAACUGAUUUCUUGACCAAGAUGGUCGCUGCAGCAUGCGAUGAACUGUUUCGUUCCCAAGGGGUCACAGUUGUUGACAAGAGGCUUUGUAUUUGAAUAUGGAACAUCUUUUGGAACAAGUCUGAAUGUUAAAUAUUUCCUGACACUUUGGAGUUAACUGUUGUUCUUUCAGUAAAACCUAGCAAGAAGGAAGAAAAAGCACCAUCCUUUUAGCGUUGGUACCCAACACUCAGUAUUCUUUUCCUGGGGAGAGGCCUGCCCUCUGCAGAGUGACAACAGAAUGUCACCUUCAUGACUCCACAGACACAGGAAAACCAGCACAUGCCUCGUCCUCAGGUUCUGAGGAGGCAGAUGAAGCCUUGGCUGCACAAAAACGGCCCAUUCCAACGUUCCUUUCACAGGAAAAGAAACGGAACUGGCACUUUCCUCACAUGCAAGCUCAUCAGGAUUUAGACACUUGUGCCUUAAUUUAAAUUCCAUUAAUGCUAAGGAGUUUGUAAGCAUCCUAAAGGCACUUGCACGCAUACAUUACUUUGGUGCCUUUUGUCACCAAUUAAUUUUGCUGUUCUUCUAAUUUAGGAACUCCUGCAGCCCCCAGCCUCUUUAUGUAUCUAUAUACAUACGCCUUUUACAGAAAUACAGCCUGAAAGCCUGUUUUCAUCAAGUGUUAUCCAAAAGCCAUCUCGUUGGCAGCACCAGCAUCACCUGCUCCCUUUACCUGAGUUUCAAAGUCUCCAUCUAGCAGAUAAAAUAAAUGUGAAAAAAAAAUUGAAUGCUGCUCGUAAGUGAUCUGGUGCGAGCUGUAAGUGUCAAGAUGCCGGUGUCGGCCUGUUAGGGUGGCCGGUACCAUUUCUAUGUGAGUUGUAUCAUAUACGCGUUAAAAGAUUGUCACAGUUAACAUUUGAUUUAGAGUUUUGGUGCAGCACCUCAUGUAACUAUAGGUUCCAUGGGGCAAGAAAAUAGAUCGUGGCCUACAAAACUAAUCUCGAGCAGUCGGAUUUGGCAGCAAGUUUGGGACACACAAUUCCACACCCACCUUAAAGUAAUUGUUUCAGCCCCAUCAGGUGGUCUAAUGAAAAGUCUUGUACUCCUCACCUUCCAAUCAUGACACCAGCAAAAGCACUGCUACUGCAACACAGAAAGCAUAGAUAGCUGUAGCUUGAAAUAGAAGAUAUAACACAGAGAAAGUUCAGACUUAAGAAAAAAGACUCUCUUCAAAAAAGCUACUAGUUUUUGCCAGCAAUAAUCUUAUAAAAUAUAAAAUGGGAAAAUUUACUUUAUAGUGUAAAUAAACCAUGUGGGAAAAGAAUUGCUCACAUUUUAUUGUAGGAAAACCAAAACAUGGAAAGAUUACAAGUUGCCCAAGAUCACACGGGAAUUCAGUAGCAGAGGUGGGAAAUUAAUCCGGCUCUCCUGUACUUCAGCAUGUUUAAAACACAGUGUAGUCCUUCAUAUUUGCAGAUUCUUCUCAUCUAUGCAGGUUUUAAGAAGGGAAAUAAAAUCAACUGUGCUCAAAAAUAUUUCAUUUUCAGUGAAAUGGGACUGGAAUUGGAUGCACACUGGCAGAAGGUUUGUGCCACUUAAAGCUUUAAUUUAAUCACUGUUUUUCACAGCUCAGGAAUCUUACUGUUGUUUAAGUGCCAGAUUACUCAAGCUGUUGAGAAAAUGAAUUCUCAAGAACUCUGAUUAUUUUUCUCAAAAUAAGCUGUUCACGUUGUUGAUUUCUUUACUUGACACAACCCAAUAAACCAGAUAACAUCCCGUCUGCUUUUCCUCUCCUUUGGGGAAGGAAAGACUUAACUUACAGAGCCUGCGGAAGGAAGAAAACCUUCAGCAGUCAUACUGGUCACUCUGGCGCACCUGUGUCGUAAAAAUCAAACUAACACUACUUGUUGCUUUUCCUGUCUGGGGAGGCUCAGAACAUGGCCCGUUACCCUAAGCCACGGAGGGGCGAGUAUACAUAAGCUUUGCAUAUGUAUAUCCAAACUAGCGGCACUUCACCAGAUCCAUUUCAAGCAUUCUAAAAUGACCUUUUUAAAAAUAUCUUUUAAGGCACAUCACAACACCAAGAAAAUGGACUCAAACUCUUCAUUUGACUGGCCUCAUGUGCUGAAUUAUAAUAGGACAUACAGGUACCUCUACUUAGAAGGCAACGUCUCCUGUGUGGACUUCUACCUCCAUCAGCCCUCGGUGGCAGCUGUCUUCAUCGUCUCCUAUCUCCUCAUCUUCCUGCUCUGCAUGGUUGGCAAUGGAGUAGUUUGCUUUAUUGUUCUGAGGAGUAAACGCAUGCGUACGGUUACAAACCUCUUCAUCUUAAACCUGGCCGUCAGCGAUUUACUGGUGGGAAUCUCCUGCAUGCCCACCACGCUCCUGGACAACAUCAUUGCAGGAUGGCCGUUUGGGAGCCUGGUUUGCAAGAUGAGUGGGAUGGUCCAAGGAAUUUCUGUCUCUGCCUCUGUCUUCACUCUGGUUGCUAUUGCCGUAAACAGGUUUCGCUGCAUUGUUCAUCCGUUCAAGCAGAAGAUGACCAUUUCAACUGCAGUCAUCAUCAUAGCCGUCAUCUGGAUUCUGGCCAUCGCAACCAUGUGUCCUUCUGCCGUCAUGCUGCAGGUACAAGAAGAGAAGCAUUUCAGGGUGAUCCUUGGCUACGGGAACGAAACCCGCCCCGUAUACUGGUGCCGAGAGGACUGGCCUGACCCGGGAAUGAGAAAGAUCUACACAACGGUUCUCUUUGCGAACAUCUAUCUGGCUCCCCUGUCGCUCAUUGUUAUCAUGUACACCAGGAUAAGCAUUGCUCUCUUCAACACCACGAUGUCCGCAGUGGGAAAGCACAGCCAGGAGCAACGACACAGCACGUCAAAGAAGAAACAAAAAGUAAUCAAAAUGCUCAUUAUUGUGGCUUUGCUUUUCACCCUCUCCUGGCUUCCCUUGUGGACUCUGAUGAUGCUUUCCGACUAUGCCAACCUUUCAGACGUCCAGUUGCAGAUCAUCCACAUUUAUAUCUAUCCCUUUGCUCACUGGCUGGCCUUUUUCAAUAGCAGCGUCAACCCCAUCAUCUACGGUUUCUUUAACGAAAACUUUCGCCGAGGCUUUCAGGCCGCCUUUAAACUUCAGCUCUGCUCCCGGGAGAUGGCUCACAGGGACACCCGUUCUCAGCAAGGCCACAGCAACGUCAUUUUGCCAGCUGGCAACCACCAGACGCCCCAGGAUCAAGCUUCUCAAAACGCUAAGGAGAAAGGGAAGACAGUCAAGAAAGGAAAUUGGGUGAAUAACCAGCAGGAUUUGAUAAUGGAGGAGCUAGAAGAGGCCUGCAAUGAUGGGAUUAAGUGCAACAUGAUGGGAUUAAGUGAAACAUGCUACGAACUACCAAAAUGA
Messenger RNA from Columba livia (rock pigeon), 4368 nucleotides. It is a transcript of the gene NPFFR2, whose product is annotated as neuropeptide FF receptor 2. Bases 3019 to 4368 code for a protein of 449 amino acids. The record is from RefSeq and is a predicted model, not a curated record. Gene Ontology annotation, biological process: cellular response to hormone stimulus; regulation of MAPK cascade; regulation of cAMP-dependent protein kinase activity. Gene Ontology annotation, cellular component: plasma membrane. The transcript is spliced from 3 exons. NCBI's taxonomy places the organism in Eukaryota, Metazoa, Chordata, Aves, Columbiformes, Columbidae. Gene Ontology annotation, molecular function: peptide binding; opioid receptor binding; neuropeptide receptor activity.